UAGGCUCGACGGCCACACCAUGCAGCACCGGCCCCUGAUUGGUUCCGUGCGCGGCGUCAAUAAACACUGUGAGGGUAUAUAUAUAAUGCAGCAAGGUGUGCCACUUCCAAGAAAUAAGACACAGGGAACCCCCCCAUCCCCGAGAUAAGAAAGAAGAGCUGCUCUGAACAGUAGUUUUUUUUUUUUUUUACAUUAUUUUCAGCAGAGCGUUAGAGGAUGAGGACGCAGAUCAAGAAGGUCCCUCAGAUAGUGGAGCUGCUGAGGAACAAGUCCGUGGGGCUGCAGCACUUCAAGCCCACAUCCUCAGUGUGCGUCCUGGAGCAGAAGGAUGUGGUGGAGGCUGCGCAGUGCCCUCACGCCGCCUCCAGAGCGCAGAGCCUGGACGCGAUCCCAGGUCCCACCAACUGGCCCCUGGUCGGCAGCCUGGUGGAGCUGCUGCGUAAAGGAGGUCUGACGAGACAACACGAGGCGCUGAUUGAUUAUCAUAAGAAAUUCGGAAAGAUGUUCCGGAUGAAGCUGGGCUCCUUUGAGUCCGUGCACAUUGGCGCACCUUGCCUGCUGGAGGCUCUCUACAGGAAGGAGGGAAAUUACCCUCAGAGGCUGGAGAUCAAACCCUGGAAAGCAUACAGGGACCUGAGGAACGAGGCGUACGGACUCCUCAUCCUGGAGGGGAAAGACUGGCAGAGAGUGAGGAGCGCCUUCCAGCAGAAGCUCAUGAAACCCACCGAGGUGGUGAAGCUGGAUCGCAAAAUCAACCAGGUGCUGGAGGAUUUCGUCAGCAGAAUUGGAAAAGUAAACGUCGAUGGGAAGAUUGAAGACUUGUACUUCGAACUGAAUAAAUGGUCGUUUGAGACCAUUUGUCUGGUCCUAUACGACAAGAGGUUCGGUCUGCUGCAGGAGGAGGUCAACGAGGAGGCCAUGAACUUCAUCACAGCUGUGAAAACCAUGAUGAGCACAUUUGGCAUGAUGAUGGUCACACCGGUGGAGCUCCACAAGUGCCUCAACACCAAAACAUGGCAGGACCACACCUCAGCGUGGGACCGCAUUUUCAGCACAGCCAAAGUCUACAUCGACAAGAAGCUGAAGGGAAACGCUGAGGAGAGAGCUGAUGACGAUUUGAUCGGUGACAUCUUGCAAAACAGCAACCUCUCGAAGAAGGAGCUCUACGCUGCCAUCACAGAGCUGCAGAUCGGAGGAGUAGAGACGACUGCCAACGGUAUGCUGUGGGCUAUUUUCAACCUGUCACGUAACCCUGGCGCCCAGAGGAGGCUGCGGGAGGAGAUUAAAGAGGCGGUGCCUGCUGACCAGAACCCGUGCGGAGAGCACAUCAAGCGCAUGCCCUACCUCAAGGCUUGCCUCAAGGAGUCUAUGAGGUUAUCGCCAUCAGUUCCAUUCACCAGCAGAACCCUGGACAAAGACACUGUGUUGGGAGAUUAUGCCAUUCCCAAAGGGACUGUUUUGAUGAUAAACAGCCACGCACUGGGCUCCAAUGAGGAGUACUUCGAGGAUGGGAAGCAGUUCAAACCCGAGCGAUGGCUGCGAGAGACCAGCACCAUCAACCCCUUCGCCCACGUUCCCUUCGGCAUCGGCAAGAGGAUGUGCAUCGGCCGGCGGCUGGCGGAGCUGCAGCUGCAGCUGGCCAUGUGCUGGUUGGUCAGAGACUAUGACAUCGUGGCCACAGACAAUGAGCCGCUCGAUGUGAUCCAUUCAGGACUCCUGGUUCCCAGCAGAGAACUGCCAGUCGCCUUCAUCAAGAGAUGAGGAUCCUUUAUCAACUCUUCUGGACAUAGUGACAGGAAGACGAUACCUCUGUCGCCCUGGCCUGAGCUGGUCCAGUGACUCCCUGUAUUGCUGCUCUGUAAAUAGAACAAAAAGACAAACAAAUUGCUAUACAUGUAAUCAUGCCGUAAAUACCUCAAACUUAUUUAAAAAAUAUUACCUAUGACCGUUAAUGACUGACCAAAAUACCAGUUGUUAUGUACAAAUUGAAUGUUGUACGAAGGCAGCUGUCCUCAAAUCUUAAUGUCAAUGUCCUCAUCUCAGACAUGUGUGUAUGUAGAUUUCAAGCUAUAUAUAACGUUGUGCUUUUUUCUUGUGUCACAGUCCUUUGUGUAUAAAAAAGUGCAAUUAUAAUAUUGUAAUAAUGUACAUUGUUUUAUGUAGAGACCUAUUUUAUUCACUUCAAUGGAUACAUUAAUAAAUGUAUUAAAGAUACAAA
Molecule: messenger RNA, 2218 nt
Organism: Pleuronectes platessa (European plaice)
Lineage: Eukaryota; Metazoa; Chordata; Actinopteri; Pleuronectiformes; Pleuronectidae
Gene: cyp24a1
Product: 1,25-dihydroxyvitamin D(3) 24-hydroxylase, mitochondrial
Exons: 12
Coding region: 217-1761 (514 amino acids)
Biological process (GO): cholesterol metabolic process; C21-steroid hormone biosynthetic process; glucocorticoid biosynthetic process
Cellular component (GO): mitochondrial inner membrane
Molecular function (GO): monooxygenase activity; oxidoreductase activity, acting on paired donors, with incorporation or reduction of molecular oxygen; iron ion binding
Source: RefSeq, a predicted model, not a curated record